This is a messenger RNA of Malania oleifera, 1957 nucleotides long. RefSeq lists its product as uncharacterized. The coding region runs from base 374 to 1774 and encodes 466 amino acids. The transcript has 6 exons. Lineage: Eukaryota; Viridiplantae; Streptophyta; Magnoliopsida; Santalales; Ximeniaceae. The record is from RefSeq and is a predicted model, not a curated record.
AAUAAAUAGAAAUGUGGUUGGUUUUCUUCGAGAAGAACCGGAGAGAAAGAGGGAGAGAGAGACUCGUGAAGAGCUUUGCUUUGAAUUUUUAGGCAUCAACGACAGACUUCCUUCCCCUAGCUUGUAGGGUCUACAAAAUUAAAGGAUAAAUAAGUGUGGCGCUGCCUUGACUGAUUACCAUUCCCACCGACGGCGGACGACUUCCUUCUGUCUGCUCUUACAAGUAAUACAGUUGUAAAUUUAUAUGUUUUAUACGGUUGAUCUUCGAUGAUCGAAGAAGCUGGAAAGAUCAUCCAGAAGAACAGCCAAUUCAUUUCGUUGCUUUUGAUCCCUGCGUCGACUUUUCAGCUCUUGCAGUAUACAGAUCAGAAAAAUGUUGCCAUGUUUUGGAAAUUCAUUGCUUUUCUUAGCAAUACUUUCACUGGCAUUGAGUACACAAGAUUCGCAAGCUCUUAUGAGCAAUGAAAAUGGGAUAAAUUCUGCUGUCUUUCUGUCACCUAUGUUUGUCAUGGGACCAGGGUCGGUGGUGAAUAAAUACUAUCACAAUAUUGAUUUUCCAAAAGGUCAUAUUGCUCUCAAGAGUUUCGAUGCAGAAGUAGUUGAUGAGGCAGGAGAGCCUGUCCCCCUUCAUGAAACCUAUCUCCACCAUUGGGUUGUUGCAAGAUAUUAUCAACGUAAAGAUGCAGGAGUUCCAGCAUUUGAUCCACAGGAGAUAGACCAAUCAGAUUCUAUUUUUGCGAGGAACAGUGGAAUAUGCCAAAGAAAUGUUCUUGGGCAGUAUUUUGGGCUUGGAUCAGAAACACGAAAAACAGCUACGUUUGUACCGGAUCCCUAUGGUAUUGAAAUUGGUAAUCCGAUGGAAAUUCCCAUUGGCUAUGAAGAAAAGUGGAUGCUCAAUGUUCAUGCAAUAGAUACACGUGGUGUGGAAGACAGGUUGGGAUGUACUGAAUGCAGGUGUGAUCUUUAUAAUAUUACAAAGGAUGAAUAUGGUCGGCCUUUGAAGCCAGAUUAUAAAGGAGGCUUGCAUUGUUGCUAUGAUCAGACACAAUGCCGCGUUAAGAAAGAGUUUGACAGUGCUAGCAGAAACCUCUACAUGAAAUAUAUCGUGAAAUGGGUUGAUUGGGAUAAUUUAGUUGUGCCAGUUAAAAUUUACAUUUUUGAUGUCACUGAUACUUGGAAGAAGUUCAAUGAUCCGACGGGUCUCGACGAAAGACAUAAUUGCCUGAUAGAAUAUGAAGUUGAGCUUUGCAGCGCCGCUAGUAUGGCUGAUUAUGGGUGCAUUGACACCAAAAGGAGUAGUCUGACUAUGCAAACUGGUGGUUAUGUCAUCUAUGGUGUUGCUCACCAGCAUUCAGGGGGAAUUGGUUCAGCGCUUUAUGGAGAGGAUGGACGUGUAAUUUGCUCUUCGAUACCAACUUAUGGAAAAGGGAAGGAAGCAGGAAAUGAGGAUGGUUAUAUAGUAGGAAUGUCCACAUGCUAUCCUAGACCAGACUCAAUCAAGAUAUCUGAUGGCGAGACUUUGGUUUUGGAAUCUAAUUAUAGCCGCAUACAAAAUCACACUGGAGUUAUGGGCCUCUUCUACAUUUUGGUUGCAGACCAUUCGCCAGAGCACAUUCCCUUUUUAGAGGCUGUAGCUCAGGGGCGUGGAGGGAUGAAAUUCCCCAUUUCUGUUUGGGUAGUAGCUUUUCUGGGAGUUGCAGUAGCAGUUGCUGUUGGUGUUGGUUACCUGCGUCGGCACGAAACAGAAGAUGGUUACCAAUCUAUUGUCCUGUGAGUUUGUUAGUCCUACUUGCCUUGGUGUGUGAUGCACCUGGGGAUGCAUAGACCUUUUUAUCUCCUAAUGAUAUGUAGUAUGUAGUUAUCUUCAGCAGCAACAUAAAACUUUGCCCGGAUCUAUCUGACUGUGUAUUACAAAUAAUCCGUUUGUCAUAAUAUCAAAGACUAUAUAUCCCGAGCA